CUUAUGGUGAAUAUAUGAAUAGUUAUAUACAACCUCUGUCAUGAUAAAUGGUUUUAAAUAAGCAGAGUAUCAGAUUGAUUGUAUGUUGCAUCGGUUACAAUGAUGAUAAAACUUAUGGCUUUUUAACCAUUUAACUGAUUCUUUAGUCUAAUUUAAAUUUUCUCAAGUUAUAAUCAACUAGAAACUCUGUUUAAAUAGUCUAUAUGAAUAUUUAACCUAAAUCUAAAAGAAUGUCUGCUGAAAAAUUAUCCAGAAUUGAUUCAAUUGAUGACACUGAUAAAACUCGUAAAGGAUCACAUGACACAUCACAAACAGAUAGUCGACGUCCAUCAAUUAUUACUCAGUCAAGACGACAAAGUCGUUUUAGUUUUGCAUCACGUAGAUCAUUGUUUGGUGGACAUGGUUCACUUAUCGGAAUGUUACGUGGUGGAGUUAAUAAAAAUAUAAAAUAUGAGAAUACAUAUAGAAUACAACCGAAACCAAAUGAAAGAAUUAAACAGAAACAAUUACGAAAUUUAAUUCAAACAACAUUGGAUCACACAUUGAAAGAUGUUAUCUAUGAACCGUUACAAGCACGUAUUUUAUCAAUGAAUUUAGCAAAUAUGUUAAGAAAAAAUGUACGUGAAUUAAAUACUCCAUCAAGGUAUAAAUUUGUUGUACAAGUUCAUAUUGGUUCACCGGAACGUAAUAGUAUAUUUAUUAGUAGUCAAUCUGUAUGGAAUGUUGAAAUGGGUGAUACUUAUGCAUCAGCCAUAUUUUCAAAUUCAAAAAUAUUUGCUGUUGGUAUUAUACAUGCUGUAUAUUUUGAAUAAUAAUUGUUGUCAUGACAGUUAGAGAAAUAUAUAUAUAUAUAUAUAUAUA
Molecule: messenger RNA, 861 nt
Organism: Schistosoma bovis
Lineage: Eukaryota; Metazoa; Platyhelminthes; Trematoda; Strigeidida; Schistosomatidae
Source: the annotation of a GenBank genome assembly